Molecule: messenger RNA, 1749 nt
Organism: Cutaneotrichosporon cavernicola
Lineage: Eukaryota; Fungi; Basidiomycota; Tremellomycetes; Trichosporonales; Trichosporonaceae
Exons: 3
Coding region: 1-1749 (582 amino acids)
Source: RefSeq, a predicted model, not a curated record
AUGAGGAAUCCCAAGUUUAAGACUGCCCGCGUGCGUAUCGCUCUCCUUGGGUUGGUGCUCCUCGGCCUCUUCCUCCUCCUCUCGCUCGACAUAAGACCCCGGUUCCCCGACUUAGGCCUUCUCCCGAACACCAAUGGGACCGGAUACAUCCAUCGCCUCCUCGGCGGAAAAGACACCAUGGACGAGGCUGCAAUCCGCGCCUGGGAGAUUGCGCGUGCGACGCAACACACUGGCACGGGCGCGCGAAUUCACCGCUUCCUUGAGAAGGCCAAGCGCGGCGAGCCCUUCACAGUCGCCGCCAUCGGGGGGAGCGUGUCCAAGGGUCGCGGACUUGUCAACCCAAGCGAGGAGGACCACGUCCACCCGCCUCCCGACGCCGGUAUGGGCGCCUCAACCCUCUACUCUCCGGAAAACUUACAUGUGCUCGUGUUCGAGUGGCUCAACGCGACCUUCCCUCACCCCGACAACGCGUUCGUCAACGGCGCGCAGGGUGGUGUCGGCGCGGGUUACUUUGCGUGGUGUUUCAAGGAGCAUAUCGCGCCCGCUCCGGAUCUCGUGCUCAUUGAGCUAGGCAUCAACGACAUGCUCUCCCUCGAUAUCGUGCCCAAGUACGAGCACCUCGUGCGAUCCGUGCUCGAGCUCGACUCGGCUCCAGCCAUCAUCAACCUCGAAACGUUCACCACCCUCUUCCCGUCUCUCGUGAGCAGCUCGGCGCUCCACGCCGACGUGCUUGCGUACUAUGAUGUGACUUCCCUCAGCAUCAGGGAUAUCCUUCUCCCUCGUAUCCUUGCCGACCCGCACGCCCAGCUGCCACGCUGGUUCCGGACAGGUGGCGAUGUGCGCCUCGGCGACGACAAGGUGCGCGAGUGGGGCGGUGUGCCCGUCGAUCUGAUGCACAUCUCAGCUAAGGGCCAUGCCCUCGCCGCAGGUCUGAUCAUCAGCUACCUCUCGCAGCAGCUCUCCAUCGUCUCCCCAGGCGGCCUCUUAGGCCGUCUCGGUGCCAAGCGCCUACGCGCCGCACAGCGGGUGUACGACGUCCCAAGCACAAGCUUAACGGCGUCCUUCAACCCGUCAGACAUGCCCGGCCGCCGUCCACCAGUGUGCAGGAGCAUGAACUCACCCCGCCUGCACACCGGCGUCUCGGGCACCAACUUGGACGAGAAGGGCGAACAGGGCAUCCAGUUCACGACCAACUCUGGCUGGGAGACCUGGGCAUGGGACGAGAAGCGGUACAUGGUCGCGCGGGAACCCGGGUCGGUGGCGACGUUCGAUUUUGUGACGGCUGAGACGGUGGUAGUUGAGGCGGAUGAGGAAGAGCCCAUGGAUGAUCCGAUCGCUGAGUACGAACCGCAUCCGGAGCGCCGGCUCGCAGCCGAACACGCGCAGGCUCAGGAAACGCGUCGACCCGGCCGCCGCGAGGCAGAUAAACGGCGUGGGCGUGCCUCCGCGCGUGCGAAGGGACGGAGGAAGCGCCCACGCUCAGAAGCAAUGGGUACAGUCGCCAUCGGGUACCAGCGCAGCGCGCACUACGGCCUUGGGUCCGUGUGGUGUUGGGUCGACUCGGACCGGAUCGGCGGCGUGCGCCUCGACGGAUACUGGGACAUCAAGGAGCGCAACAUGGGUAUCGUGGACAAGGUUGCGACUGGGUUGGCACCAGGCCGACACCGCCUCAGCUGCGAGCUGCUGCCUGACUCGCGCGAUCCGAAGGAUCGAAAGGAGUUCCGUCUCUUUGCGAUCAUGCACGACUAG